Elaeis guineensis (African oil palm) is the source of this 1893-nucleotide messenger RNA. RefSeq names its product NAC domain-containing protein 74. Gene Ontology annotation, biological process: regulation of DNA-templated transcription. The record is from RefSeq and is a predicted model, not a curated record. Lineage: Eukaryota; Viridiplantae; Streptophyta; Magnoliopsida; Arecales; Arecaceae. Gene Ontology annotation, molecular function: DNA binding.
AAUAAAAUACCGACGACGCUGACGAAGAGGAAAUUGGGUCCCCAAAAAACCCAACUUCUUCCUCUCCUCCUCUGCCUCUCGCCACCGCUUACGCCACCGCCAUCGUCUUCGUCCUUUGGGUUCUCUGUUUCGCAGUUGUGGGCGCUGUGGGAGAUCUAUUGAAAAAUGGAAACAUUAAGUGCCUUCUCUCUGCCACCGGGAUUUGGCUUCCAUCCAACAGAUGUGGAACUUAUUUCUCAUUAUCUGAAGAAGAAGAUACUUGGUCAGAAAAUUGAUUUUGAAAUCAUACCAGAGGUGGACAUAUAUAAGCAUGAACCAUGGGACUUACCUGCAAAAUGUCACAUUCCUACAAGAGAUAGCAAAUGGCAUUUCUUUGCUUCCCGUGACAGGAAGUAUCCUAAUGGUUCUCGCUCAAAUAGGGCUACAGAAGCAGGGUACUGGAAAUCAACUGGUAAAGAUCGGAAUGUCAAGCUUCACAAUCGGGUUAUAGGUACCAAGAAAACUUUAGUUUUCCAUAAAGGCCGUCCUCCUUGUGGGAAGCGUACUGAUUGGAUCAUGCAUGAAUAUUAUAUAGCUGAGAAUGAGUGUAAAACUGCUCCUGGAAUGAAGGAUAUAUUUGUUCUUUGUCGUGUAACCAAGAGGAAUGGCUUGUCAUUGGAAGGUGAGAUGACCCAAAGCGAGAUGGUCAGUGAUGUCCAAGAGCAACCAAAAGAUAUGGUUGGCUCAGUGCCAUGUGAGGAAUCAUCAAGUCCAUCCAAUGUAGAGGAUAUUGAGGCAUGGCUUUUAGAGCUCUAUGAUCCUGAUUUUAAUGGCAUUCACUCUAUCCAUGCACGCAACAAUGAAGCAGAGGUUUCACAGGCAGAUCCCGCUUCUAUUUUGUCAAAGCAAGAGCCAGUGGAAUCUUGUCUUCAGCCACCUGGUGCAGAUGACCAAGACUACCUAUUACCUGAUGAUAUCAGUAGUAUUCUGCAAUCUGGUUCUGAUAACUUCAAUCUUGAUAUGUUUGGAGAGCCCAAUUUCGAAAGCAUAGAUGGUGGUUCUGUUCUUCUGUAUGAUGCUGCAAUGACAAGUAAUGAACUUUCCCCUGCUGUAAGCAACUUUGUAUAUGAAGGUGUAAAGAGAGAGGAUGAAAACAUUGAUACAGGGAUUCAAAUACGACAGCGCCAUGCAAAACCACCUACUGCAAUUUCAAAUCACAGUAUUAAACUUCAAAUUUACAAGAUGGAAUCAAGGAACCCUGGACCUCUUAAUCAGACAAUCAAACUUGUCAAAGAAGACCGCCAUCUUGAUAUGAAUGACGGUGAUAACAAGCACCUACCUGGUGCAGAAUCCAGUACAAUCUCCGACUCUGAAGGCAAUCAAUCUGAUCUAUCUUGCCAUACUGCAUCUAAGACACUACAGAAAAGGUCAACUGAUCCAGUUAGACCACAAAAAAGUCCUGGUGGUCUCGUUGAUAAGGUCUGCUCCACCCGGGGAGUUAUCAGGGGGCUCAAUAGGCUGUUAUGUGGAUGUUCGUCUGCUGGUUUGAAUUGCUUGUUUUUCAGUGCUUGCAUGGUGGGAACUGCUGCUCUAAUUUUAUAUUUUCUGCUUCGCGAUGCUCGGCGCUUCCUUGCUAGCUACAACUCUCUUGGUUUGUAGUACAUGAAUCAUUGGCUGCAGAUUUUUCCGCGUAUUUAUGAAGUUAAUAGGAACACUGGAUUAUAGGUCCUCGACUUGUGACUGCUUUUAUUGAUAAGAGUUGGUUUCACCCAACGUUUUUAUAUGGGGUUUUGUAUAGUCCUGUAUAAAGUAGGAUGCGUUUUUUCUUGGGUGAUUACCAAUUGUAGUGGAGCUAUCUGUUCAUUUAUGUCUCUUGUAUGCUGCUGUUGAUAAAUAAAAGAUUAGUUUAGCAUC